AUGACGCGUUCCUCGUUGGUUCGUUCAUCUGAAGCGAAAGUGUCUCUCAGCUUCUAUAAUCUCUAUCCCGUGGUGUGUCAUAAUAUAUGCACUAUUGGCUUGGAAGUUACUGAGAACAUAGGCAUCUCGGUUUUUUUACUCUUUCAGUUGUUACGGUUUAAUGACUUGAUCAUUAGAGCCUUCACUACUAGCCUGUCGAUAUAA
Linum trigynum is the source of this 204-nucleotide messenger RNA. NCBI's taxonomy places the organism in Eukaryota, Viridiplantae, Streptophyta, Magnoliopsida, Malpighiales, Linaceae. The record is from the annotation of a GenBank genome assembly.